AUGGGACAAUUAAGUAGUAAAUUUAAAUUUUCAAGAUCACGCGCGAGUCGUCGGCAAAAAAAAACUUCAGCUACCACUACACAAAGCACUUCAGAUGAAGAAGGCUUUCGUAUUGUUGGUGGUAGAAAAUUUCAUGAUUUAAACAAGGAUGUUAAAUAUCCCUACCCUAUUGAUGAUGAAGAAACUGACCGACUACAUUUACAACAUUUUUGGACGAGAUAUAUUUGGCAGAGCAAUUUUUCCGCACCUAUCGAACCUCUUUUAACACAACACGAACCUACUAUCCUUGAUAUUGGAUGUGGUGCAGCAUCAUGGUCAUUUGAAAUGUGUUCAAAUUAUCCCAAUGCUAAUAUUGUUGGUCUGGAUAUAACAGUACAACAAGCUACACAAAUUAAACCCUCAAAUUUUACUUUCGUUAAAGCAAAUGUUUUGGAUGGUUUACCAUUUGAUGAUAACACGUUUGAUUAUGUAUUUCAACGAUAUAUGUUUGGCGGAUAUCCCCAAGAAAAAUGGCCAUUUGUUAUUAGUGAGAUUGUAAGAAUUUUAAAACCAGGUGGAUACGUUGAGUUGUUAGAACCUUCCAUGAUGCAUGAUAUAGGUCCCGCUACUCAGCGUAUUGUCGAUGGUCAAAUUGUUGCAAUGGGUCACCGACAAACUGAUCCAUAUACAAGCAAUAAAUUAAAGGAUUACCUGGAAAAGCAAGGGAGUAUAGAAAACAUUAUUGAAGAAGUAAGAGCCUGUUAUCAUGGUAAAAGAGCUGAUUCCCCUGGAAUUAGCAAAGCGGCUGUUAGCAAUACAGUUUCUAUAUUUGUUUGUUGGAAACCCCUUCUAGCAGGCUUUAUGAAUGUCACUGAUGAAGAAUACGAUUUACUGACUAAUGAAGCAAGAAAUGAACUGGCUGAAUUUGACAGCUACUUUAAUCAA
Dentiscutata erythropus is the source of this 924-nucleotide messenger RNA. The record is from the annotation of a GenBank genome assembly. Lineage: Eukaryota; Fungi; Glomeromycota; Glomeromycetes; Diversisporales; Gigasporaceae.